Echinops telfairi (small Madagascar hedgehog) is the source of this 3352-nucleotide messenger RNA. Its product is annotated as ATP-dependent RNA helicase DDX19A. Gene Ontology annotation, cellular component: cytoplasmic stress granule; nucleus. Gene Ontology annotation, molecular function: ATP binding; RNA helicase activity; RNA binding. The record is from RefSeq and is a predicted model, not a curated record. Gene Ontology annotation, biological process: poly(A)+ mRNA export from nucleus. NCBI's taxonomy places the organism in Eukaryota, Metazoa, Chordata, Mammalia, Afrosoricida, Tenrecidae. The transcript is spliced from 12 exons. Bases 57 to 1493 code for a protein of 478 amino acids.
GCUUGUCGCGUGGUCUUGUGUGUCUUCACGCGUGUCCGCCCUCUGCCCCCAGGAUCAUGGCCACCGACUCGUGGGCUCUGGCGGUGGACGAGCAGGAAGCGGCUGUCAAAUCGAUGAACAGCUUGCAGAUUAAGGAAGAGACGAGCAAAGCAGAUACCAACGGAGUUAUCAAAACCGAUGCUCCUCCAGAGAAAACAAAUGAAGAAGAAAAAGAGGACAAAGCCGCCCAGUCCUUACUCAACAAGCUGAUCAGAAGCAACCUGGUUGAUAACACUAACCAGGUGGAAGUCUUGCAGCGGGACCCGAACUCGCCCCUCUACUCCGUGCGGUCUUUUGAAGAGCUCCGACUGAAACCACAGCUUCUCCAAGGAGUCUACGCCAUGGGCUUCAACCGACCCUCCAAGAUACAAGAGAGCGCCUUACCCAUGAUGCUUGCUGAGCCCCCACAGAAUCUGAUUGCCCAGUCUCAGUCCGGUACUGGCAAGACAGCUGCCUUUGUCUUGGCCAUGCUCAGCCGAGUGGAACCAACAGACACAUGCCCCCAGUGCUUGUGCCUCUCCCCAACUUAUGAGCUGGCUCUUCAAACCGGAAAAGUGAUUGAGCAGAUGGGCAAAUUUUAUCCCGAGCUAAAGCUUGCCUAUGCUGUUCGAGGCAAUAAAUUGGAAAGAGGUCAAAAGAUCAGUGAACAGAUUGUCAUCGGCACCCCUGGAACCGUGCUGGACUGGUGCGCCAAGCUCAAGUUCAUUGACCCCAAGAAGAUCAAGGUGUUCGUUCUGGAUGAGGCUGAUGUAAUGAUAGCCACUCAGGGCCACCAAGAUCAGAGCAUCCGCAUCCAGAGGAUGCUGCCCAGGAACUGCCAGAUGCUGCUUUUCUCGGCCACCUUUGAAGACUCCGUGUGGAAGUUUGCCCAGAAAGUGGUCCCCGACCCCAACAUCAUCAAACUGAAGCGUGAGGAGGAGACCUUGGACACCAUCAAGCAGUAUUACGUCCUGUGCAACAACAGAGACGAGAAGUUCCAAGCCCUGUGUAACCUCUACGGGGCCAUCACCAUCGCCCAGGCCAUGAUCUUCUGCCACACCCGCAAGACAGCCAGCUGGCUGGCAGCAGAGCUCUCGAAGGAAGGCCACCAGGUGGCUCUGCUAAGUGGCGAGAUGGUGGUGGAGCAGAGAGCUGCGGUGAUCGAGCGCUUCCGAGAGGGCAAGGAGAAGGUUCUGGUGACCACCAACGUGUGCGCCCGGGGCAUCGAUGUGGAGCAAGUGUCCGUCGUCAUCAACUUUGACCUUCCAGUAGACAAGGAUGGGAACCCGGACAACGAGACGUACCUGCACCGGAUUGGGCGCACUGGCCGCUUUGGCAAGAGGGGCCUGGCCGUGAACAUGGUGGACAGCAAGCACAGCAUGAACAUCCUCAACAGGAUCCAGGAGCAUUUCAAUAAGAAGAUAGAAAGAUUGGACACGGACGACUUAGACGAGAUUGAGAAAAUCACCAACUGAGAAGCUGCCCCUGGGCUCCUUCCAGAGAGAUGGGUGCUUUGCCCCAGGGACAAAGCUGCAGCAGACAACUACCCACCUCGUUUCUAAUUACAUUGGGACUUAAAAGGUAGAAGAAAACGUUUCAUUUCAGAGCCUCUCCACGCUCCCCUUACCAGCUUACCUUGGCUGUCGCAGGCAACCAGCUCCAACCCAACAGACAAUCCCCUUUGAGGUACCUGCUCUUAGUCCGCCUGGCUCCCUGUGAGGUGGGGAGGAGGAGGACAGCGCGCUUGUCCCUCCCUGCCCCUCCACUUGGCCUCUGCUCUGUGGCAGAGGACAGCCCUGGUCGUUCCUCUCCUCUCCGGGCUGUCUGGAAUUGUUCUGCAGGGGCCCCGUGGGUCCUGGGAGGACAGACCUGGGCUUGCUGCCUUGUCUCCUUGCGCUCCUGGGAAGGCCCGAGGUAUCUGGAGUCCUCCCAGGCUAGCUUGUGAGUAGCAGGUUCACUGAGGAACAUGUGACUAGGCAGAAACUCCAAUUAUGUUGUUCUAGCAACAUCGUGAAUUCCAUUGGUUGAGUUCAUAUAUCUGGAUAAGGACUCAAAUUAUAGCUUUAUAGCUAUCCCCAUCACUCAUCGUGUUGAGACUGAAGAAUUAUGCAAUGCUUACCAAUCAUGGCUUUCCCCUGUGUACAGACUCAUGUACGCUCAUUAAAGCUAUGACGUGCCGAGUGCUUUCUCCCCGCCCCCACCACCCGUGCGCAAUAGCAGUUUGAACCAAAAUCAAUCUUCUCGUGACAGUGUUGUCCUAAACACCUGUGUCCACCUCUAACUGUAGGUGGGGGUCCAGCAUCUGUGAUAGAGCUCUAGGAGGCUGCUGUUAAUCACCCACAGUGAACCACGUCAGGUCAUGUUCUCAGAAGUAGACUUGGGUCACACAGAAGGGAAAUAUUAGUGUACUGCCAAUCUGGCCAAACACUUGUUACCAAUCUGUAACUGUGCAGACAUGACAGUGACACAAAAUGGUGCUUACAACGAAAUCCUAGCAGCCAAUAGACACACAAUAAAACACCAAUGAUCACUAACCGGCCGAGAGAUGCAAGUCCGCAAAAAGACCACCUGCCCCAGCACUGCCAGCAGGAGAUGGCUGCUGCCGGGUGUGCAGAGAGGGUGAGCCCUCACACUGCUGGAGGGACUGGAAUAGUACCGCCGUGGGGAAGCAGUGGGGCGCUUCCUCAAAUACAGUUGAGAGAGGACCCAGCAAUCUUAGCCAUGUGCCAAACGAAGGAACAGGUACACACCCACUGGAAAACUGGCACAUGACUACACACGUUACGGAAGACUGAUGGGACAGGAGGACAUGCUGAGUGAAUUAGCCAAUCACAAAAGGGCUGACGGUGUACCAGACUAUUAGGUAGCUAGAUUUAGGAACAAGUGGACUUGUCUCCCCAGUGCCUGUAAAGUCCCACAUCAAGGGAGUGGAAAGAAAUCAGGCAGCCAGUGGACAGCCUUGGGAAGUCUAAAACAGCAUGCACACUAGACCUUGGGCUCAGCCACCAUAGGUACAUCACACCAGGGGGCCUGAACCCAGCCAACACCUACCACACCUCCCCAGGCAGAGGUCUUAAAUGCUCCAGCUGUGGGAAGGCCAGCUCUCUUGCUCUGGUCUUGUCAGAGGGCAAGGGCGCCCACACGCACUUGGUCCCCAGUUCUGCACAUGUCAGUGUUCUUUUUCCGUGUGGGAUUUUUGAGUCCAGUUGUGAACCCCAGGACAGCUUCCGGGCGACUUGGCAUGCUUUCUUUCCAGAGAUAGCGUAUACCUUUUUGAGACUGCAAAACCUGGAACCUUUCCUGUCCUUCAUAAAAUCUCACUUGGAUUACAAAA